CCACUUAUCGCGCUGGACCACCGCGUCCCGACCAACUGUCAGCAUUCACAAAGCAAUUUGCAAUCGCCAAGAACAUCGAAGUCCAUUUCUGAAAACCGGUAUCCAAAUCUACCUCAACCUCCGGCUGAUCCCAAUGGAGUAACACUCGCGACCAUCCCUGUUCCCUUCUCCUGCUCCAUUGAUCCCAUUCCCAUGGCCGCCACCGGCUUUCGCGUCCACCCGGCCGCCUUCUUCUCAGCUCAUCCGCGCGAGGCAGGGGCCAAGCAGUUGCCGUUCCACCAUUGCUCACCUCACAGGAUCCUUGUCGCAAGAAGGACGUGGCUUCUCAGGGCGAGGUCCUCCAAUGGGCGCCCGCAGAUCGGUGCCUCGUUCAGCAACAGCAAUGGUAUUGUUCAUGCAGAGGUGCUAGAUGGGAAGCCAGCCGGAGAUGGGCCACCAAAGCAGGGAGGGGGCACCGUCAGCAUCACCGUCGUGGGCGCCUCCGGCGACCUUGCCAAGAAGAAGAUUUUCCCGGCGCUCUUCGCCUUGUUCUACGAGGACUGCCUCCCGGAGCAUUUUACAGUGUUUGGUUAUGCCCGUAGCAAGAUGAGCGAUGAAGAGCUUAGGAACAUGAUUAGCAUGACACUGACAUGUCGAAUUGACAAAAGGGAGAACUGUGGCGAUAAGAUGGAGGAGUUUCUGCAGAGGUGCUUCUACCAAUCUGGGCAGUACAACUCAGAGGAGGGGUUUGCUGAAUUAGAUAGGAAGCUUAAAGAAAAAGAGGAAGGCAAGGUACCAAACAGGCUAUUCUACUUGUCGAUCCCGCCAAACAUAUUCGUCGAUGUGGUAAGAUCUGCUAGCCGCACCGCGUCUUCUUCAACCGGAUGGACUAGAUUUAUAGUGGAAAAGCCGUUCGGCCGCGACUCGGAGUCCUCAGGGGAGCUCACUCGGUCCCUGAAGAAGUACUUGGCCGAGGAGCAGAUAUUCAGGAUUGACCAUUAUUUGGGCAAGGAGCUUGUUGAGAACCUUUCGGUCCUCCGUUUCUCCAACCUCGUCUUUGAGCCGCUGUGGUCGAGGAACUACAUCAGGAACGUGCAGCUCAUCUUCUCUGAAGAUUUCGGCACCGAGGGUCGAGGCGGCUACUUCGACAACUACGGGAUCAUCCGUGACAUCAUGCAGAACCACCUGCUUCAGAUCCUGGCCCUGUUCGCCAUGGAGACCCCGGUGAGCCUGGACGCCGAGGACAUCCGCAACGAGAAGGUGAAGGUGCUGCGGUCGAUGCGGCCGCUGAAGGUGGAGGACGUGGUGGUGGGGCAGUACAAGGGCCACACCCGGGGCGGCAGGUCAUUCCCGGGCUACGCCGACGACCCCACCGUGCCCAAGGGCAGCGUCACGCCCACCUUCGCCGCCGCCGCUCUCUUCAUCGACAACGCGCGCUGGGACGGCGUGCCCUUCCUCAUGAAGGCCGGCAAGGCGCUGCACACCCGGCGGGCGGAGAUCCGGGUGCAGUUCCGGAGCGUGCCGGGGAACCUGUACCGGCGGAGCGUCGGGACGGACCCGGACACGGCGACCAACGAGCUGGUGCUCCGGGUGCAGCCCGACGAGGCCAUCUACCUCAAGAUCAACAACAAGGUGCCGGGGCUCGGGAUGCGGCUCGACCGCAGCAACCUCAACCUGCUCUACUCCGAGCGAUACCGCCGGGAGAUCCCCGACGCGUACGAGCGGCUGCUGCUGGACGCCAUCGAGGGGGAGCGCCGCCUCUUCAUCCGGAGCGACGAGCUCGACGCGGCAUGGGCCAUCUUCACGCCCGUGCUCAGGGAGCUGGAGGACAGGAGGGUGGCGCCGGAGCUCUACCCGUACGGCAGCAGGGGACCCGUCGGCGCGCACUACCUCGCCGCAAACUACAACGUCAGGUGGGGCGACGUCACCAGCGACGACGGCUCCUUCUAGCCAAAGGUCGAGCCAUUGGCGAUGCUCUGCGGUUGUUUGUGCAUUCUUUUGUUGGAAAUUGAAAGAAUAAAGAACCUCUCGCAGGAGAAAGGGAAAGAUGAUGGAUAAAGCAGCUCUGUUCAGUGUUUUCGUUCCAUAUAUGGCCACAUGUUAAAACUGCGCAAAUACCAAAUAGUGUGUGCCUUUAAAUCAGA
This is a messenger RNA of Setaria italica (foxtail millet), 2123 nucleotides long. Its product is annotated as glucose-6-phosphate 1-dehydrogenase, chloroplastic. The transcript is spliced from 7 exons. Gene Ontology annotation, biological process: glucose metabolic process; pentose-phosphate shunt, oxidative branch. The record is from RefSeq and is a predicted model, not a curated record. Gene Ontology annotation, molecular function: glucose-6-phosphate dehydrogenase activity; NADP binding. Lineage: Eukaryota; Viridiplantae; Streptophyta; Magnoliopsida; Poales; Poaceae. The coding region runs from base 193 to 1929 and encodes 578 amino acids. Gene Ontology annotation, cellular component: chloroplast stroma.